GGAUACUCAAAUCAGUUUCAAACGUAACAAAUAAUAAACCUCCGUCGACUGUACCUUCGGUUACCUUCAAUGAGCCAAAGCUAAAAGAACGAGAUCAUAGUUCGGGCUUAAUUAAAGCAUAUUUACGAAUUAGACCUAUAAAUUCUGGAGAUGUAACAAAGCCAUACAUUCAAAUCGUAAACGAUACAGAGGUUGUAAUGAUUCCUCCAAAGGAUUCUCAUGCCUUUAAAACAUGCAACAAGGGACCUGAAAAAUACAUGUUUACAAAAGUUUUUGAUGAAAGGGCGUCGCAAAAACGUUUUUUUUUGGAAACGACGCUCCCGCUGGUAAAAGGUGUAUUGAAUGGAACCAAUGGAUUAGUGUUCGCUUAUGGUGUAACAAAUAGCGGAAAAACAUAUUCAAUUCAAGGUACUCGAAACGAAGAAGGUAUAUUACCUCGAACAUUAGAUACAAUUUUUAAUAGUAUCAAAAACUUAGAAAGUGAGGCGAAGCUCAAACCGGUUAGAUAUAAUGAAGUAGAAAGUUACAAUGGAAGCGAAACUAGUGUCCCUCCAAUUAUUAUAUCAAAGUCGCAUAUGGAGAAUCCAUUUAUUUUAUCGGAUUCAGACUCAUCACAAAACAAGAAUAAAG
Messenger RNA from Cetraspora pellucida, 630 nucleotides. NCBI's taxonomy places the organism in Eukaryota, Fungi, Glomeromycota, Glomeromycetes, Diversisporales, Gigasporaceae. The record is from the annotation of a GenBank genome assembly.